AUGAAGUUAGAUAUGCAGAGAAUAUGGAAGAGAAACCUAGGUAGAGAUGAUAGAUGCAUCGCUGAUAAUGGCAAAGAGGUACCACUUGCUUCUUUGUUAAGUCGUUCAGUUCUUUAUGUGUUAAGUCCAGAAAGAAACACAUUACAUUACACAUUUAGUUGGAUUGAAUUUGAAUGGACAUGUGUGGUUUGGUCACUUCAGGCUAGGUUUCCUUUUCUGGAUGAAAAUGUAAUAAGGAUACUGCUUGAUAUUCCACUAUGGGAGAUUGCAGACCUUGGCCAACCAAGUGGAGUUGGUGAUAAGAUCUUGAGAAAGAUCUUGGUCAAUUUUCUGCAAUAUAUGAAUCCUGUUUUCCAGUUAUUAAAAAAGAGUGGGAAAACUUUUGUAUUAACUUUUACACUUAAUUCUUACAUUGUUACAAAAGAGUGGCAUGUUGUUGUUCGUGUUGACUAUAUUCCUUCUCGUGUUGACUUACCUUCUUUAGGCCAUGGGAAAUAUGUUGAACUUGUUAAUCCAUUUCAAUGGAAGUAG
Molecule: messenger RNA, 531 nt
Organism: Lactuca saligna
Lineage: Eukaryota; Viridiplantae; Streptophyta; Magnoliopsida; Asterales; Asteraceae
Source: the annotation of a GenBank genome assembly